Molecule: messenger RNA, 2378 nt
Organism: Lacerta agilis (Sand lizard)
Lineage: Eukaryota; Metazoa; Chordata; Lepidosauria; Squamata; Lacertidae
Gene: AGPS
Product: alkylglycerone phosphate synthase
Exons: 20
Coding region: 31-1938 (635 amino acids)
Biological process (GO): lipid biosynthetic process
Molecular function (GO): FAD binding; alkylglycerone-phosphate synthase activity
Source: RefSeq, a predicted model, not a curated record
CUGACGCUGACGGCUCAACGCGGAAGCGCGAUGGCGGCGGCAGAAGGGCCGGCAGGCGGCAAGAGCGGCGCUUCUCCGUCGGCUGCGCACCGGAGGCUGCGGAUCCUCUCGGGUCACCUGAGGAGCGGGCCGCCGGAGGCGCACCUGUCCGCUGCCCAGUGCCGAGGGCGGGCGGCGCCGGCGCCGGCUCGCCCUCAGCCGAGCACCUUCCCCAAGAGGCGGCAAGAAGUUUUUAAGUGGAACGGAUGGGGUUACAAUGACUCACAAUUCAUCCUCAAUAAGAAGGGACAAGCAGAAUUCACAGGGAAAAGGUACCGGCUAGGUGGUACGGUGUUGCCUUUUUUAAUAGACUGGAUGGAGAAACAUAUGAGCGGAAAUGUGGAGCAUAAAAGUACUUCUAGAGCAUCCUUGAAUCUUAGUGAUGUGCCUCCUUCUAUUGCAAAUGAAGAAUUUAUCAAAGACCUCCAAGCUGCUAAAAUAUCAUAUACCCAAGAAGCAGAAGCCAGGAUAUUCAGAGCUCAUGGUCACUGCUUACAUGAACUAUAUGAGCUCAGGGAAGGAAUGUUUCAGCGAGUUCCUGAUAUAGUUGUAUGGCCAGAAUGCCAUGAUGAUGUGGUUAAAAUUGUGGAAUUAGCCUGCAAGCAUAACGUUUGUAUUAUACCGUAUGGUGGAGGAACAAAUGUUUCUAAUGCUCUUCAGUGUCCUGCUGAUGAGAAAAGAAUGAUUGUUUCAUUGGACACCUCACAAAUGAACAGGAUUCACUGGAUAGAUGAGAAAAAUUUAACCGCUCAUGUUGAAGCUGGCAUUGUUGGACAAGACUUGGAAAGACAGCUGGGUGAAAGCGGUUACUGUAUGGGCCACGAACCAGAUUCAAUGGAAUUCAGUACACUUGGAGGCUGGGUGGCAACGCGAGCAUCAGGCAUGAAGAAAAACAUUUACGGAAACAUUGAAGACCUGGUGGUUCAUAUAAAGAUGGUAACCCCAAGAGGUGUGAUACAAAAAAGCUGUCAAGGACCACGUAUGUCAACGGGACCUGACAUCCAUCAUUUCAUUUUAGGAUCUGAAGGAACCCUUGGAGUGGUAACAGAAGUUACAAUAAAAAUUCGACCAAUCCCUGAAUACCAAAAGUAUGGGUCUGUAGUAUUUCCAAACUUUGAGAAAGGGGUGGCCUGUUUAAGAGAAGUAGCAAAGCAGCGAUGUGCUCCUGCAUCCAUUCGCCUUAUGGACAAUCAUCAAUUUCAAUUUGGACAUGCUCUUAAACCCCAGGUUUCUUCAAUUUUUACAUCGCUUCUGGACGGGUUGAAAAAAUUCUACAUCACAAAGUUCAAAGGAUUUGAUCCCAAUGCGCUAUGUGUUGCUACUUUGCUUUUUGAGGGAGACAGAGAGAAGGUUCUUCAGCAUGAAAAGCAAGUUUAUGAUAUUGCUGCAAAAUUUGGUGGUCUGGCAGCUGGAGAAGACAAUGGACAGAGAGGAUACAUGUUAACGUUUGUCAUUGCUUACCUUCGGGACCUGGGCAUGGAUUAUUAUAUAAUAGGAGAAUCGUUUGAAACAUCUGUUCCCUGGGACAGGGUUCUAGACCUUUGCCGGAAUGUGAAGGAAAGAAUAGUAAGAGAAUGCAAAGAAAGAGGCGUUCAGUUUGCACCUUUCGUUUCCUGUCGGGUGACACAGACCUACGAUGCUGGCGCCUGUGUCUAUUUCUAUUUGGGCUUUAACUACAGAGGAUUAAGUGACCCUGUUCACGUUUAUGAAGAAAUAGAGGUGUCAGCUAGAGAAGAAAUCCUUGCUAAUGGAGGAAGCCUGUCACAUCAUCAUGGAGUGGGCAAGUUACGGAAGCAGUGGCUGAAAGACAGCAUCUCAGAUGUUGGCUAUGGGAUGCUGAAAUCUGUCAAACAAUUUGUGGACCCCGAUAACAUCUUUGGAAACAGGAACCUUUUAUAAGCCUGGUUACUAUCCAAACUGAAAUUACAAAAAAACCACCACCAUCAUUUAUGAGUCUCAUGGCUAUCCCAGUAUCCAGAUAUAGCAUGGACCCAAUUUGAAAGCUGUUCACUCCUUACAUCUUUAAUUUUCUUCAGUUAAAUGUGAUCAUACAAUUAACUCAUAGCACACUUCCCACAGAGUACUCCAAAACGUUUCUCACACACAACCAGCCCAAAGUAUACUAAUGUCAAUCUAACAGAUAACCUGUUUGGAUGGCUUCCCCUGCUAUAGUGCAAGAAUAGCUAAGGCGGAUACUAAAUGUUUCUGUCAUAGGAGACGUUCUUGACAAAGCAGCACUUCUGAGAAGCAGAUGAAAAAUGGGUUUAUAUUUAUAUAAAACAGCUUUUCUAUUGAAAUUUUAAACAGGCAAUGAAAUUUAUGCCAUGCUGCAAUUUUUU